GGAGGUUGCAACCAUGAACACAGGUACUUCCGGUUGCUACGGAAGUGGGACUUCGUACUCUUCCAAGCUCCUCCCUCAGCGGUCGGGCAGAGUGACAGGAUGGCCAGGCGGACGGUGCCGCUGCUGCUGCUAACCUUGGCAGUGGGACUCGCAGGGAGUUCCCAGGGCGACCGCGAGCCGGUGUACCGCGACUGCGUGCUGCGGUGCGAGGAACGGAACUGUUCGGGGGACGCACUGAAGCACUUCCGCUCCCGCCAGCCAAUCUACAUGAGCCUAGCUGGCUGGACUUGUCGGGACGACUGCAAGUAUGAGUGUAUGUGGCUCACUGUUGGUCUCUAUCUUCAGGAGGGCUACAGGGUGCCUCAGUUCCAUGGCAAGUGGCCCUUCUCCCGGUUCCUGUUCAUCCAAGAGCCAGCUUCUGCCCUGGCCUCGCUCCUCAAUGGCCUGGCCAGCCUGGUGAUGCUCUGCCGCUAUCGCGCCUCCGUGCCAGCCUCCUCCCCCAUGUACCACACCUGCAUGGCCUUCGCUUGGGUGUCUCUCAAUGCUUGGUUCUGGUCCACAGUCUUCCAUACCAGGGACACUGACCUCACAGAGAAGAUGGACUACUUCUGUGCUUCAGCCGUCAUCCUGCAUUCUGUUUACCUGUGCUGUGUCAGGACCGUGGGACUGCAGCACCCAACCGUGGCCAGUGCCUUCGGUGCCCUGCUGCUGCUGCUGCUGACAGGACACAUCUCCUACCUGAGCCUUGUCCAUUUCGACUACGGCUACAAUAUGAUGGCCAACGUGGCUAUAGGCCUGGUGAAUCUGGCGUGGUGGCUGGUCUGGUGCCUACGGAACCACCGGCGCCUACCUCACACCCGCAGGUGUAUGGUGGUGGUGGUGCUGCUGCAGGGGCUGUCCCUGCUGGAGCUGCUCGACUUCCCGCCCCUCUUCUGGGUUCUGGAUGCUCACGCCAUCUGGCACAUCAGCACCAUCCCCGUCCACACCCUCUUCUUCAGGUCAGUGCUCCGCCCAGCCUCAGGUUUUCCUUUCUCUGCCCUUCCUUGCCUGCUCCCCCUCCUACUUGCCUGCUGUCCCCCCCCCACCGUCUGGGACGUUCUCUGACCUGGGUGUCUGCCUCAGUGGGCUCAUCUCUCCACCCACAGGUUUCUGGAGGACGACAGCCUGUACCUACUGAAGGAAUCUGAAGCUAUGUUCAAGCUGGACUAGAGAGGCCAGGAGGGAGCGGCUCUGCCUCGUCCCCGAGGCUUUUCCCUUCUCCCCCUGAGAGGAAUGGUUUUUCUCCUUUUAGCUUCUUGAACUUGACCAUGUGGGGUUCGGACCUGAAAGCCUGUAGCUACCUGGCCAUUGCUGGCCCUCACGUGGAACCUGUCUUGGGAGCUCCCACCUCACGUCUGGGACAGGGAAGAGGCAGCUAUCCCGUACCUGGGGCUAAACUGAGACCGUGUUUUGAGGUCUACAGAGAGGACUGCUUUUGUGUCCUCAACCUCCGCCCCCCUUUCCACCUCACUCGUCCCCAUAGCACCACCCUGAGUACCUCCACUUGCCCCCAAAACCACACCCGCAGGCCUUCGGGUACACUGGGAUCUCUUUUUGUCAGGGCACCACUAGGUGGCACUGGAUGCCUGCUCUUCAGCUGCCCAAGUUUCUCUCUGGGUCUGAGGAACUGGGCUGCUGCCGGGAGGACUAAGGGUUUCUGCCCUGCCUCCUGCAACCUGCAAGUCUCGACUUCAGGGCCAGGACCCCAGAAAGCUCAGGAUGAGAACCCAGUCUGCUGUUCUGGUUGGGAGUGGGCACAUUGACACAUAGAGGGAUAUGGGCCAAGCCAGGAGCAGGCGACCAGAUAGUCGGUGAGCUGGGGGAUUGUGGGCCUUCACUUAGAGUGUACAGCGUGGGUGUGUGUUCAGGGGGCGGGUGAUUUGGGGAAGGUAUGUGUAAGAGACGAACAUGCACGGAACAUGCUGGUAGGAGGCUGAAGCAGAACAGGGGGGUCAAGUCAUCAUCAACAGUCACUUGAGCUCCAAGUCAGCCCCAGGCCCCAAGGCCAUCCUGCUGCUAGUAUCUGCACAUGACUUUAGGAUGCUGGAUGUGGGUGCCCGCCCGUGCCCUUUGUACCCCACAUAAAUCACACACCUCCCCCCACAUGUCUUGAGAGCACCUUGAGAACUAGCCCCUGGAAGGCAGAGAGAGGGGAAGAGUGCCCCGCCUCCUAUUCCUUUAUCUUGGGAUGGUGGAUCUCCCACCUCAGUUCCCUGCUAUAGAACUUUGUCAGAGCCGGACUCUCCCGGGGCAAUCUCAGGGCAAGCAGAACCCAUCCAGCCUGCAUCCUGCACCAGCCCGGUCAGGAAGGCUGCCUGCCCCUGCCCUCUGCUCCCCUUUGUGGGGGAGGACAGCUAUGCCAGGGCUCUAGCUCAGGUACUUGGGCAGCCUAUUAGGGUUUUGGUUUUGUUGUUUUUUACUAAGAACAAUUUUAAGGCCAGAGGCAGGAAAGGACAGAUUUAAUAAAGCAAUUCCUGG
Molecule: messenger RNA, 2517 nt
Organism: Rattus rattus (black rat)
Lineage: Eukaryota; Metazoa; Chordata; Mammalia; Rodentia; Muridae
Gene: Pgap3
Product: post-GPI attachment to proteins phospholipase 3
Exons: 7
Coding region: 100-1104 (334 amino acids)
Biological process (GO): GPI anchor biosynthetic process
Cellular component (GO): endoplasmic reticulum membrane
Molecular function (GO): hydrolase activity, acting on ester bonds
Source: RefSeq, a predicted model, not a curated record